Molecule: messenger RNA, 1238 nt
Organism: Arvicola amphibius (Eurasian water vole)
Lineage: Eukaryota; Metazoa; Chordata; Mammalia; Rodentia; Cricetidae
Gene: Wdr86
Product: WD repeat domain 86
Exons: 6
Coding region: 37-1179 (380 amino acids)
Molecular function (GO): protein binding
Source: RefSeq, a predicted model, not a curated record
UAGCCGGCAACAGCGCCUCUUUGCCCCCGCCCAGCGAUGGGGAGCAGCGGGUCGGCAUUGAGGGUCUGUGCGGACCACCGCGGGGGCAUCAACUGGCUGAGUCUGAGCCCCGACGGGCAGCGCCUGUUGACGGGCAGCGAGGACGGAACGGCUCGCCUCUGGAGCACCGCAGACGGCCAGUGCUGCGCGCUCCUGCAAGGUCACGAGAGCUAUGUGACCUUCUGCCAGCUGGAGGAUGAAGCCGCCUUCACCUGCAGUGCUGACUGCACCAUCCGGAGGUGGGACGUUAGGACCGGGCAGUGUCUGCAGGUGUACCGAGGGCACACAUCCAUCGUGAACAGGAUCCUUGUUGCAGAUGACCAGCUCUUCAGCAGUUCCUAUGACCGGACAGCACGGGCGUGGACUGUGGACAAAGAGCAAGUGUCCAAGGAGUUCCGGGGCCACCGCAACUGUGUGCUGACACUAGCCUACUCUGCCCCCAAGGACCUGCCCAGUGAUCCCUGCUUGGAGGCAGCCAUGGGCGGUGGGCUCCUAGUGACUGGCAGCACGGAUGACACAGCCAAGGUGUGGCAGGUGGCCAGUGGCUGCUGCCACCAGACCCUUCGGGGCCACACAGGCGCGGUGCUGUGCCUGGUGCUGGAUGUUUCCAGCCACACGGCCUUCACAGGCAGCACCGAUGCCACCGUCCGAGCUUGGGAUAUCCUGAGCGGGGAGCAGCUGCGGGUUUUCCGAGAGCACCAGGGCUCUGUCAUCUGUCUGGAGCUCACAGACCGGCUCUUGUACACGGGCAGUGCAGACAGGACUGUCAAGUGCUGGCUGGCUGACACUGGGGAGAGGGUGCGCACGUUUCCGGCACACAGACACAGCGUGAGCGCCCUCAAGUACCAUGCUGGCACCUUGUUCACAGGCAGUGGGGAUGCCUGCGCCCGGGCCUUUGAUGCCCAGUCAGGAGUGCUGCAGAGGGUGUUCCGAGGCCACACCUUUGUCAUCAACUGCCUCCAGGUCCAUGGUCAGGUGCUCUACACAGCAUCUCAUGACGGUGCUCUGCGUCUCUGGGAUGUACGUGGACUCCAGUCGGUGCCACCUUCGCCACGCAGAGCAGCAGCCAAGCGCAGCCUAUCGCGCCUCUUUAGCAACAAGGUGGCCUGUGCAGCCCCAGUGCCCCUGCAGCCGGCCUGAGUCCCUGGAGAGGAGAUGGCCAGAGUCUGGGCCUGGCUUGUUUCUCUAUCCUUAGGCUU